CUGACUGAGUGGGUGUGUGCAUGCCAGGUGUUUUUGUGUUUAGCUACAGAAAUUUCUCAAAUCUCCGGAACUCCUCACGCGUUUCAAGAUGAGAGACCUGCGUCUCUUGUCAGUGCGGGUUUUCGAGAGUUCUGAUCUGCCCAGCAGUCCUUGCUUUUGUGUCCAGGCGCACGUAAACCCGCCAAUCUUGUUUUUAUUCGAGGCGAAAACAAUCUACAAAGUUGACCUGUCCACGGAACAGAUAAUUGGGAAAUACGAAUUGGAUUUGCCAGGAGACGAUGUCAGUGUGGUUGGAUUCGCGUACACUUCUGUUUGGGAGAAAUUGUACGUUGCGCUUGCAGUCGGUGAAGUUGCAACUUUGGAUCGGGAUGAGAUUUCCUACGUGGGAAGUGUGGAGAGCGGGAUUAAAGCCAUGGAGUGGAGUGCGGAUGAAUCGCUUGUGGUUUUAGUAUCUGGAAACGAUACCGUAAUGGUCCUGUCCUCUGAUUUCGACCCUAUAACCGGUGAAAUUGAUCUUCACCAAGAGGGAUUUGGCGAAAAACAAUUUGUUAAUGUUGGUUGGGGGAAAAAGGAAACCCAGUUUCAUGGAACGGCGGGAAAAGCAGCUGCUCAGGCAAAACUGCAAGUUGACGAGACGCAAGCUAAUGAGCUCGACGACAAACUGCCCAGAAUCCGGUGGAGAGGUGACGGCGCCUUGUUUGCUGUGUCUUUCAUUAAACACUCUGGUGCACGUCAAAUCCGAAUUUUCAACCGAGAAGGCGUGCUACAGUAUACCAGUGAGCCAACUGUCGGUCUGGAGCAGUGUCUGGACUGGAAACUGUCAGGAUCUGUCUUUGCUUCAACGGUCACGAUGCCCAACAAGCAUAUUGUCGCCUUCUUUGAGAAGAAUGGCCUCCGUCAUGGCGAAUUUGCGCUGCCUUUCCAACCCAAUGAGGUUCAAGUGAAAGAGUUGCGUUGGAAUCUGGACUCGAGCAUUUUGGCCAUUUGGUGCGUGUGCAGAGAGAGCAAGAAGUCGUGCCUGCAGCUGUGGGCAGCAACUAAUUACCACUGGCAACUGAAGCAAAGCCUUAACUUUUCCGCAGAGCAGAAUUUGCUGAACUUCUCUUGGGAUAAAGAGCUGAUUUACAAUUUGCAUGUCAUCCAAGAGGGGCCAGUGUACGUCGAGUACGUUUGGAAGUGGGAAACAGAUCACAGUACUGGAAAGUCUCCCAUUGACCUUUGCAGUGUUGCCGUAAUUGAUGGAGCCAACGUUAAAAUGACAAACCUGAGAGAGGCGGUUGUUCCUCCACCGAUGUGCAGCUAUUUCUUAAAAGUGCCGAAUCCCGUCUCGUGUGUGGCCUUUCUAAAUGACGACGUUUGUGUUGUUACAAGCGAGAAUGAAGUGGCCAAGUUCACUCUAAAUGGGCAUCUUUCUUCGACUGCAAGCAUAUCUGUUGCGCCGUUUUCCCCUGAGGAGCAAGGCUUUGUGAAUUCUGGAACCAAAUUAGUACCAACUGGCUUCCACAAAUUAGACUGGGGAAAAUACGAGCAGUUGAAAUACAGACAAAUCCCUUCCAGUCUGCACCAUUGGCUGUGGAUAGCUGAGAACUUGCUGGUUUGCGUUCUUCCUGCUGAGAAGCGAAAGAGUUAUUUGCUCAAAUUGGAGUUGGAUUCCGAAAGCGAAACAAUUGCAGUGGUAUCAGCAAUUUUAGUCGAGAGUGCGGUCAAGGGACUGUGUCUUCUGCCAAGUGCAAAGGAAGUGGUUGUAAACCUGGCCCAAGACGUUUUGAAACUGUGGACGUGCAAUGAUGACUCAGUUGUGGACUUCACCACAAGGUUUCACAUGCAGUUCAAAUCGUUUUCAACAUGCGUACAGUUUGAAGUUUUCGAAGUCGAUGACAAUGUUCAUGUUAUUGGACGAAACCUUUUUGGAAUUCUCUACGUGGACAAUGUCGAUGUCAUGAAGAACUGUUCAUCCUAUUUCAUCCACUCCAACUUCAUCUUGAUCACCACUUCUGAAAACAAAUUGCUCUGCAUUCCAAAAACCAAAGACGGAAUCGAGUCCUUGUUGGACAGAAGCAAAGUAGGGCCUGACGGAACGGAAAGGCAGACCGAAUUCGGAGCUGUACUUGUCGCAGCCGUGCCCUGCGACACCAGAGUGGUGCUGCAAAUGCCCAGAGGCAACCUUGAGGUCAUCCAACCAAGAUCAUUGGCCAUUUUCAUCAUUAAGCACCUGUUGGACAACAAGAAGUACUUUAGAGCUUUUGACACCAUGAGAAAGCAAAGAAUCAAUCUCAACCUAAUCUACGACCACAAUCCAGCUCUGUUCCUUGAAAACAUUAAGGAUUUUGUGCUGCAAAUCAAAGAUCCAACCUGGUUGUGCCAGUUCCUGACUGAUUUGAUGGAGACUGAUGUGACAGAAAGCAUGUACGCAGGCCAUUAUCCAUCAAAACCAGGAUUUGUCCUACCUCAGAACACAACAAAACUAGAUUUUGUCUGUUCCCACAUGCGUAAGGUUCUGUUAGACGUUGACUCUAAGCGGUUGGUUUUGCCUGUAAUCACGACAUUCAUCAAAGAAACCAAAUCAGAUAUAGGAUCAGCACUUCAAUUCAUCAACAAGAUCAAAGUGGAAGAGGAACGAGGAAAGAAGCUUCCCGUUUCGAGCGACGAAGCCCUCAACUACCUCUUUUACAUUGUUGAUGUCUACGAGCUGUUUGACGUUGCUCUUGGACUCUAUGACUUUGAGUUGGUCAUGCUCGUGGCUCAGAAAUCUCAAAAGGAUCCUAAAGAGUACAUUCCGUUUUUAAACGAGUUGAGGAGGUUGGAGCCAAACUAUCAGAAGUUCACCAUUGACAAACACUUGAAAAAGUUUGAAUCUGCCUUGAAUCAUAUUAAGGAAUGUGGACCAGAACACUACAAUGAGUGCAAAAAGUUCAUAUCUGAACACAAACUGUACUCAGCUGCCUUGAAAGUGUUCCCGCCCUCUCAUUACUUGUACAAAGACAUUUGUAAAGAGUAUGGUGCAAAUCUGAUGUCUGGCCAGCACUACGAGGAGGCUGGAAUCAUUUUUCUCCGAGCUGAAUGCUAUGAGGAGAGUGUGGAAGCUUUCAGGAAGGCUGGGUGCUGGAGGAGAAUCAUCCCUAUCCUGCCGAAACUUGGGUGGAGCAAGGAGAGACAUAGCUCGUUUUACGAAGUACUGGGACUCGAAUUGCGCGAGCGAAAACAAUAUCUGGAUUCGGCAACUGUGUUUGCAGAGUACGUCCAAAACCAAGAGGAGAGGCUGAUUUCUCUGUGCAAAGCCAAAGCCUGGGAUGAAGCCUGGAGGGUCAAAAGCUCUUUUGACAUUCCUGGCUCAGACCAACUCUUGCGGUUUGAGAUUGUGAACCAAUUAAGUAGUUUGCUGAGCGAUAUUGAUGCGGCCCAAGAACAGGUGGCACAGCAAUCAAGUCGACUGCUUGUGGUGCGCGUCGACAAGGCCAAAAGAAUCGAGGAAGGAGAUGAGUUUGCCAACUUGCCGGAAUGCGACAUGUUUUCCGACACGAGCAGCAUCAGAGGCUCGACCAAGUCCAGAAGCAGUGGAGCCUCUUCUCAUGGAUCAGGGCGUACUUACCGCUCGAGCAAAAACAAAAGAAAACACGAACGGAAGCUGUUGAGUCUGAAAGAAGGCAGCCCAUAUGAGGAUUUGGCGCUUGUUCGCGCACUCUACGAGUUGUACUUGAAAAUUUACUCCUAUCGAGAUGAUGUGAAAAAUCUAUGCGCGGCGCUGCUCCAGCUGAACAUGGACAGAGAGGCUGCUGAUUUGCAGAACAGACUUUCGACCCUGUUGACCGAUAUGGAAGCGAAAAAGUCGACAAUCUGGAUUCCUGAAUUAGUACAAAACCGCACUGCAGCCUUAGCAGCUCUUGGACCUGAGGGAACUUCGAACUCGUUAUCAGCUGUAAAUCAACUGAAUCCAGCUGCUGAAAUAGAACCUCACCUCUGCUUGCCACCGCUGAUGCCUCACUCUUCAUGGAAGUUGAAGAUUCUUACGUAAAGUAUGAGCACUUACUGACAACGGACUCCUCACUUGGCUCCCGUUUCUCACGCCGGCCGAGUCUUCCCUCGGUCCACUCGACUUGUUUUGAACCUCUGCGUGUCCAUCAAACACGGUCAAAAACGCCAGAAUGACCACCAACGUUGGGAAACAACCAGUGUGAGGUAUCAUUUUGGAGCAACUGCUCCUCUUAAGAAGAAUUUUUUUGUCCAGCCUAAUAAAUGUGAUGCGUCACGAAACAGA
This is a messenger RNA of Cloeon dipterum, 4255 nucleotides long. It is a transcript of the gene Elp1, whose product is annotated as elongator complex protein 1. Gene Ontology annotation, molecular function: tRNA binding. Gene Ontology annotation, cellular component: elongator holoenzyme complex; cytosol. Bases 89 to 4012 code for a protein of 1307 amino acids. The transcript has 26 exons. NCBI's taxonomy places the organism in Eukaryota, Metazoa, Arthropoda, Insecta, Ephemeroptera, Baetidae. Gene Ontology annotation, biological process: tRNA wobble base 5-methoxycarbonylmethyl-2-thiouridinylation. The record is from RefSeq and is a predicted model, not a curated record.